UUUCCCAAGAUGGCGGCCGACGUGUCCGUUACUCACCGGCCGCCGCUGAGCCCAGAGGCUGGGGCCGAGGUUGAGGCUGGUGAUGCCGCGGAGCGCCGGGCGCCUGAAGAAGAACUGCCGCCACUAGAUCCAGAGGAGAUCCGGAAACGUCUGGAACACACCGAGCGCCAGUUCCGUAACCGCCGCAAGAUACUGAUCCGGGGCCUCCCGGGGGACGUGACCAACCAGGAGGUGCACGACCUGCUCAGCGACUAUGAGCUCAAGUACUGCUUUGUGGACAAGUACAAAGGGACAGCCUUUGUGACGCUGCUGAAUGGGGAGCAGGCGGAGGCCGCCAUCAGCGCCUUCCACCAGAGCCGCCUGCGGGAGCGGGAGCUCUCGGUGCAGCUGCAGCCCACGGACGCCCUGCUCUGCGUGGCCAACCUGCCCCCCAGCCUCACACAGCAGCAGUUCGAGGAGCUGGUGCGGCCCUUCGGUAGCCUGGAGCGCUGCUUCCUAGUCUACAGUGAGCGCACUGGUCACUCCAAGGGCUACGGCUUCGCCGAGUACAUGAAGAAAGACUCAGCCGCCCGCGCCAAGUCAGACCUGCUGGGCAAGCCCCUGGGCCCACGCACCCUCUACGUGCACUGGACAGAUGCCGGGCAGCUGACACCUGCCCUGCUCCACUCCCGCUGCCUCUGUGUUGACCGCCUGCCGCCUGGCUUCAGUGAUGUGGAUGCCCUGCGCCGAGCGCUGUCAGCCGUCCACACCCCCACCUUCUGCCAGCUGGCAUAUGGCCAGGACGGGCAGCUGAAGGGCUUCGCUGUGCUGGAGUACGAGACGGCAGAGAUGGCAGAGGAGGCCCAGCAGCGGGCAGACGGCCUGGCCCUGGGAGGCAGCCAUCUGCGCGUCUCCUUCUGCGCCCCCGGGCCCCCUGGCCGCAGCAUGCUGGCUGCUCUCAUUGCUGCCCAGGCCACGGCCCUCAAUCGGGGCAAAGGGCUCCUGCCAGAGCCCAACAUCCUGCAGCUGCUCAACAACCUGGGGCCCUCUGCUUCCCUCCAGCUGCUGCUCAACCCCCUGCUCCACAGUGGCGCGGGUGGCAAGCAGGGCCUCCUGGGCGCGCCCCCGGCCAUGCCGCUGCUCAACGGGCCUGCCCUGUCCACGGCGCUGCUGCAGCUUGCCCUCCAGACCCAGAGUCAGAAGAAACCUGGGAUCUUGGGAGACUCUCCUCUGGGCACUCUCCAGCCUGGGGCCCAGCCAGCCAACCCCCUCCUCGGGGAGCUGUCUGCAGGAGGGGGCCUGCCCCCUGAGCUGCCACCCCGGCGAGGGAAGCCGCCACCCCUGCUGCCGCCACUGCUCGGCCCCUCUGGAGGUGACCGGGAACCCAUGGGCCUGGGUCCUCCAGCACCCCAGCUUACUCCACCCCCCGCCCCCGUGGGGCUCCGAGGCACGGGCCUCAGAGGCCUCCAGAAAGACAGUGGGCCUCUGCCAACGCCCCCUGGGGUCUCUCUGCUUGGGGAGCCCCCCAAGGACUUCCGGAUCCCCCUGAAUCCCUACCUGAACCUACACAGCCUACUCCCAGCCAGCAACCUGGCGGGUAAGGAGGCCCGGGGCUGGGGAGGCGCUGGGAGAAGCCGCCGCCCAGCUGAGGGCCCCCUGCCUCACCCCCCAGCCCCCGGAGGCGGUGGUGGAGGUGGCGGCAGCAGCAAAGCCUUCCAGCUCAAGUCCCGCCUGCUCAGCCCCCUCUCCAGCGCCCGCCUACCCCCCGAACCAGGGCUGCCUGACAGCUAUGGCUUCGAAUACCCCUCAGAUGUGGGACCUCGGCGGCUCUUCUCCCACCCACGGGAGCCAACCCUUGGGCCUCACGGACCCAGCCGACACAGAAUGUCCCCCCCACCCGGUGGCUUUGGCGAACGGGGUGUCGGAGGUGGCGGUGGGCCCCUCUCCCACCUCUAUGCGGGCUCACCCACGUCCUGCUUCACCAGCGGCCUGCAGGCUGGCCUCAGGCAGAGCCACCUUAACAAGGGGCUGCUUCCUCUCCCAUCCCACAUCUCCCAUUUCUCCCAGGUGGUUGGCUCCUCCCCACUGGGCUCCGGAGAAGGGCUCCUGGGCCUCGGCCCUGGGCCCAAUGGCCACAGCCACUUGCUGAAGACCCCACUGGGUGGACAGAAACGCAGCUUCGCCCACCUGCUGCCCUCACCUGAGCCCAGCCCAGAAGGCAGCUAUGUGGGCCAGCACUCCCAGGGCCUUGGUGGCCACUACGCAGAUUCCUACCUGAAGCGCAAGAGGAUUUUCUAAAGGGCCAGUGCUGGAGAUGCUCAAAGGCCUGCACCAAAUCGCUUUGGGGUUUUCUGGUGUUUUGUUGUUAGUUUUCUUUUCCUUUGGGUAAUAGAAAAAUCUCUGAAAGACUUUGCUGACCAACCAGCAGGAGCCCAAGGAGUGCGGGGGGUAUCUGGGAGCACUCUGCACCUCUGGCCUGCUCCCAUCGUGGAAACCCUGCAGCCUUAAGAGGGAGGGGCACCAGCCUGCUCUCUCUCCCCUCCUCCCGCCACCGUGUCCCUCUGUGUCCGUCUCUCUGGGAGUCCCCUCCUGCCUCAUCGCUCCUGUGUCUUGGCCUUUCGAGUGCCUUGGAGGUUUCCCUGACCUCCCGUGAGGAUCAGAGACUGUCCCCCCUUUUCUAACUUUGACAAUUGACUUCGGUUUCCUUUUCUAAUUUUUAUUAUUUUUAAACAAUCCAGGACGUUCCCUCCCUGCCCCCCCAGCUCUGAUUCCUUCAAGGUCCAGCAUGUCUGGGCCUCCAUUCCACACUUUCCGGUUUGAAAUGGCUCAGCCCUUUUUUCUUUCUCCCACACUUGUUGCAGGCAUGGCUGUCUCCUGCCCUGGCCUGCCCUCUCUGGCCUGUACCCCAGCUCCGGGUCCCCUGCUCCCUACCAUAGUCCCCUUGCCUUCUGAUGCCUUAAAAGCCAGGCCCCAGACCCCUCCGGCCAGAGCCUCUCAGAUGCUGAGCUCCGGAAGCUUGACUCAGGACCAAAUGGCUCUGGCCUGGGGAUCGGGCCCCUCUACCCAAGGUCCCCGAUCGUGGGGACAGUAGAAGGCCAAAGUUUUGGUCUUGGCAAACCAGUCCCACCAGCCCUCUCUGCCCAGGCCUAGGUGCGGGGUGGGCUUUCUCUGCCAGCUUAACCCAGUUCCCCUGCUGUCCUACUGUCUGUUGGGCAUUGUGCAUCUCACUGAGCCUCUGUCCUCUCCCCCAUGUUGAAGAUGAGCCUUGCAUUGUCAUCCCCAAGCCAGAUCACCCAGAGCUGGCCUCCCUGUGGCCCAGUGCUGGAAAAUAAGACAAGGUGCAGAUAAACUCUGCCCCUUCCCACCAUCAGGACCUGUUAGCCUGAGGUGACCCUGGGCUGUGACCCUGGCCAGCUGGGCCACCAGCUCCCCUCCCCUGACUCGGCGUCCACAUCCACUCCGGGGGGCUGUCUCCUCCCCAAUCUCACACAAACCUUUGCUGAAUUAAAGUUUGUAAGUAAAUGGUUUUAAAGAAA
Bubalus bubalis (water buffalo) is the source of this 3515-nucleotide messenger RNA. It is a transcript of the gene RAVER1, whose product is annotated as ribonucleoprotein, PTB binding 1. Bases 10 to 2277 code for a protein of 755 amino acids. Lineage: Eukaryota; Metazoa; Chordata; Mammalia; Artiodactyla; Bovidae. Gene Ontology annotation, molecular function: mRNA binding. Gene Ontology annotation, cellular component: cytosol. The record is from RefSeq and is a predicted model, not a curated record. The transcript has 13 exons.